Ostrea edulis (European flat oyster) is the source of this 2929-nucleotide messenger RNA. RefSeq lists its product as uncharacterized. NCBI's taxonomy places the organism in Eukaryota, Metazoa, Mollusca, Bivalvia, Ostreida, Ostreidae. Bases 248 to 778 code for a protein of 176 amino acids. The record is from RefSeq and is a predicted model, not a curated record. The transcript is spliced from 5 exons.
CUGAAAAGAAAAGAACGAUAACUCUUUAUGAAAUAUUUUAAAUCCACUUUCGUUUUGAAAAAUCAUCUAUACAGUGAAUUAGAUAAUGAUACAUCAUAUAUUUGAUAUGUGAACCAUGACCUUUGAAAGCUGAAACCUGAUUGGACAUAUUUUUAAUACGCAAUUAUGAAGGUUUUGCGAUAAGUAUGCCUGAAUCUAUUAUGUUCGCAAAGUGUUUAAAAAUAGAGUACAUGAAAUUCCCACACGAAUGGAGUUCUUUAAGAAUCCUUUCUUUCUGUUCCUAUGUUUGGAGUGUGCGGCUUUGCUAAUAUUAAUUAUUUGUGUUCUACUACAAAUAGUCAGUGGUACCACAUACAGUGAUGAAGAUGUGGCAUUUAUUACCGUUGUUUUGGUCGUCGGUCUCCUCAUUGUAAUUUGUACUAUCUGUGUCAAGCCAGCCAUACGGAAUGACAUCAAUCUGCAAGAACAAAGGCUGGUAGAAGAAACGGCGAUAACCAGAAAACUUAAACCCGUGCAUGGAUUAUUAGAAUCUGACUGUUCAAUUUGUCUGAUGACGAAGCAGUGCGCAACCCUGGUACAACUCAGCUGUUCACACGUUUACCACGAGCAUUGUGUAAGGCAUUGGUUCGCCGUAUCUGGGGAUUUUCGCUGUCCCGAGUGUCGUGAAGCAUGUCUAGAUCGUCCUGUGCUGGCGAGGAUAUUGCAGACUCUCAGUCCUCUGUGGAAAUCCAAAGAAAGAAAGAACGUGUUUCCUUCAAUGGAGAUUGUUCAGAUUUAGUGCUUGACUGAUUGUAUAUAGUUCAGGUCAUCGCACAAGAUGCAACUUUCAUUUGAAAAAAAAAUCAUAUAAUUUUCUAAUGAAAGUUUCAUAUGAAUUCAUAUUUCAUGGGUUUUUGUAAAUUCAUAACCGAAAUAUAUGAAUCGUUUUUCAUCAAAUGGGUACGAAUUUUAUUUGAUGUACAUAUGAUAUGACUCAUAUACAAGUUCCCACGUUGAGGUCCUGCAAACUACCUCUGUCUCUCUCUGUCUGUCUCUCUUUCUAACUCUUUAUCCCCUAGUUAAACUGCAAGGCCGAUUAAAAAGAAAGUGUAAAGGACCCAGUUCUUUUUUGUGCUUAUGGCAUUUUCCGUUAUUUUCACACUCAUCAGAUUCAUGUACGUGGAACUGUUGUUUUUAAAGGGAUAGUAAAGGUCAUUUUGUUCAAUUUUUUUUUUAUAAAGAAUUAAAAUGAAUCCAAGUGACUCAUACAAGUCAUUUUCUGUUUAAAAUAACAAUUUUAUGCAUUUAUCUGCAUUUACUUCCAAAUUAUAAAAUGAUCAUAAUCUUCAAAUCAUGGCUCCUGAAUUUUUGCUUCCUAGACAAAUAUUCAAUCUGCUAUACAAGCUGGCUCCUAGUGUAACUUUUGACAAACAUGCAGUCAUUUCAAAAUUGAAAUACAUCAUUCAUAUAUCUUUUGUAAUCAUAUUAGAAAGGAAUAAGAUGAUUUGGGGAGAGAGAGAAGAAUUCACCAAAAUGGGUUUUACUGUCUCUUUAAGAUAGAUAUUGAUGUGAUACCAUUUCGUUAUGAUGACGUAUUAUCUCAGAGUCACGUUUUGUAACCCAGUGGUUUAUUAUACCUGUCAUUAUUUCCUGUUUAUUAUCUACUAUUUAUUUUACUGCUCUUUGAUUUAGAACUCAGUCUUUCUCGGAAUCUGCCAUAAUCGAAUUCAUUAUCCAAAGUAUGUAUGUAUUUAUGACCAUUUCAUAUUAUACAUGUAUAUUGUGUUGUUAUUUAUUUUUUAUACAUGCUGAAAGGGUAUCAAUGUAAAAUACUUUAAUAUAUCCUAUGUGAUAAUUAUUAUUCAUUGUAUAUAGAAAGAAUAUUUUGAUAUAUCUUAGAUAUCAUAUGAUACUUUUCUGUACAGAAGUAGAAUAGUUUGAUAUAUUUACAUUUCUAACUGUUUCCAUUUAAAGCUCUGUUAAUUUUUCUUAUAUACUUCAUCAGCAUGUACAUUUCGCACUUGCCUAUGUUAUGUAAGUGGGCGGGGACUAUGAAAAUUUCUUCAAUAGCCUAUGUGGUAUGAUUAGUAAAUAUAUUUUGUAUAACUUAUGAUAUGAUAUAUCAUUGUACAGGAGUGGAAUAUUUUGAUAUAUCCUAGAUGUGAUACGAUAUAUUAUUGUACAGAAGUGGAAUAUUUUAAUAUAUCUUAGAUGUGAUACGAUAUAUUAUUCUGCAGAAGUGGAAUAUUUUGAUAUAUUCUAGAUGUGAUAUAAUUUGUUUUACGUAUGUGAUAUAAGAUUUAUUACAGUAUAUAUUCAGUCCUAGACAAGAACACUAAGAAAUCUUUGUUUUGCCUCCGACUAGAAAUAGACAUAACCUGAUUGUCGUUUAGACGGCAAGUUGCAAAAUUAAGACGGCAACAUGGUGUCUAUAUCGUCUUUUUUAUUGUAUAUGUUUCUUAUUUAUUUGUUAAACAUAUUGAUCCUCGACAAAACAAACGCUUAUUACAUGUAGGUUUGUUAUUGACUGCCUACAGAAAUUUGUCGGGUUGUCAAACUCCAUAGAAUUUUUUAUUGAUUUUCUACAGCCUCGCCUUCUACGGACUCUAACAACCUGUCAGAUUAACGGGUUUGUUUUGAAACUUUUUCGUAGAAUUUCCUAAAAGCAGAUUUCUUGGUGGUCAAUAAAUAAAACAGGUAUCAUGUUUGUUAUUGACCGUCUACAGAAAUAUGUUGGGUUUAUUACAUGUACGUCCGUAGAUGGCUUCGCCUCGUGGUCUAUGGACUGGAUUGUCCCGUAAACGGUCAGUAAGAAACCAUUGUGAGAUAAUUUACUACUGUUCAGAACUAGAAUAUGUUAAUUCAUCCUAAGUGAUAUCGAUAUAAUGUACAUGUACUUGUCUGUAUUAUGUAAAGUUCAUUCACGGGUCUAAUACAAGGUUGUAUUUUC